Messenger RNA from Cucurbita moschata (crookneck pumpkin), 1580 nucleotides. RefSeq names its product chaperone protein dnaJ 6-like. The transcript is spliced from 10 exons. NCBI's taxonomy places the organism in Eukaryota, Viridiplantae, Streptophyta, Magnoliopsida, Cucurbitales, Cucurbitaceae. The record is from RefSeq and is a predicted model, not a curated record. The coding region runs from base 548 to 1405 and encodes 285 amino acids.
ACUUUUGUUAAGGAGAGGUUUCCACGCCCUUAUAAAGAAUUGUCCGUUCUUCUCUCCAACCGACGUGGGAUCUCACACUUUAAAGUUAGUAAUCCUAUGGGACAAAAACCGGUUUCAUAAUAUAGUUGGGGGAGUAUGCUCUUGUGGAGAUUACUGAUUCUUCUGAUCCUAUUGAGUUUGGCAUCAGAGCAGCUGCUGCAAUAUUAAGAACAUCAGCAUUUCUUGUCGGCUUGGAGUCGAAACCAGUCAGGGUAUCUGCUGCUGCCUGCUGGUGGUGGUGAAAUAAUCAUCCAGUAGCUUGAGGAAAUGGACGAUACUGCUGAUGGGAACUUCAGACCUUUUAGAAGAUCAUUGCGCGGGAAAGAAGCGAACCCCAAUGCCGUCAUGGCGGGAAAAAGAAAGGGAUAAAAUCCAGCAAAUGAGAGUCUUUUUGGUGACUGAGAAUCACGAAAUCGAUCGAACAAGCAACUAUCGUCUUCUUCAUCGAAUCGUAUAUCUCCUAGGCUCUGCGAUUCUUGUCUUCUCUUGAGCUUCUACUCCGUUUGCUAUGGCGAAGAAGAAGAAAUCUAGGGUUCCGAUGGAAGAAGAGGAGGAAGAGCAAGUCGAGACUCCGAGUCAAUCUUCCACCAAUCAGAACAGCCUCUACGAGGUUCUUGGAGUGGAGAGGACAGCUUCUCAGCAGGAAAUAAAGAAGGCAUACUAUAAGUUGGCACUUCGCCUGCAUCCUGAUAAAAACCCUGGAGAUGAGGAAGCCAAAGAGAAAUUUCAGCAGUUGCAGAAAGUUAUGUCGAUUCUUGGGGAUGAGGAGAAGCGUGCAGUUUAUGAUCAAACUGGCUGUAUUGAUGAUGCCGAUCUUGCAGGCGAAGUUGUUCAGAAUCUUCAUGAGUUUUUCAGAACCAUGUACAAAAAGGUCACUGAAGCUGACAUAGAAGAAUUUGAAGCAAAUUACAGAGGGUCUGAGUCAGAGAAGAAAGAUUUGAUUGAUUUGUUCAAGAAAUUCAAGGGUAAUAUGAACAGGCUGUUCUGCUCAAUGCUUUGUUCAGAUCCCAAGCUUGAUUCACACCGGUUCAAGGAUAUUUUAGACGAAGAAAUUACUGCUGGAGAACUAAAAGCAACGAAAUCCUACCAGAAAUGGGCAAGGAAAAUAUCUGAAACAAAGCCACCAACCAGUCCUUUGAGGAAGAGGGUGAAAUCUCACAGAGAAUCAGAAACAGAUCUCUAUGCAGUAAUAUCUCAGAGACGGAGUGAGAGGAAAGAACGAUUUGAUUCCAUGUUCUCAUCUUUGGUAUCUAAAUAUGGUGGGGGAGGGGGAGGUGAUGCCUCAGAACCAACUGAGGAAGAAUUUGAGGCUGCCCAGAAGAAGUUAGAGAGACGAAAAUCCUCCAAAAAAUCCAAGAGGAAGUAAUAAUUCCAUCUUUGAUUUAAGUCCCCGCUCGAUAGAUUGUUUGAUUCUGUCCUACUGAAUGACUGCAGAAAUGUGAUGGCUAUGGUUUUCCAGGAUGAAGUUAUUUAUUUUGUUCUUAAUGAAUGUUCAAUGUUUCAGCCUAUCCAAGAUUAAUGUUUGGUUGGAUUCAAUAUUA